This is a messenger RNA of Chelonus insularis, 1876 nucleotides long. RefSeq names its product Cyclin-dependent kinase 1 (gene Cdk1). Gene Ontology annotation, molecular function: cyclin-dependent protein serine/threonine kinase activity; ATP binding. The transcript is spliced from 4 exons. Bases 203 to 1102 code for a protein of 299 amino acids. Gene Ontology annotation, cellular component: nucleus. NCBI's taxonomy places the organism in Eukaryota, Metazoa, Arthropoda, Insecta, Hymenoptera, Braconidae. The record is from RefSeq and is a predicted model, not a curated record. Gene Ontology annotation, biological process: G2/M transition of mitotic cell cycle; protein phosphorylation; mitotic G2 DNA damage checkpoint signaling.
UCUUCUUCAUGUUUGAAUUUGAGCGUUAGGAAUUGCUAACGUUCGGUGUAAAGGAUAGAAAUCGAGCAGCUGCAUCCUGGAUAAACUUGCAGGGCCACCUAAAAAAUAUUCUAUUUUAAUUAACAAACUCAAAGUCUGUGAUAGUUUUUAUAUAUAUUUAGAAUAAAUAUAGGCCUUGUAAGGCCUUUCACGAUAAAUAACCAUGGAUAACUACAUAAAAAUCGAAAAAAUUGGUGAAGGCACCUAUGGAGUUGUUUACAAGGGAAAACAUAAGAAAACUGGUGAUAUAGUGGCAAUGAAGAAGAUACGUUUAGAAAGUGAGGAUGAAGGUAUUCCAUCAACAGCAAUUAGGGAAAUAUCAUUAUUGAAAGAGUUGAAGCAUCCUAAUGUUGUUGGAUUACUCGAUGUUCUCAUGGAGGAAUCCAGACUUUACCUUAUUUUUGAGUAUCUUACAAUGGAUUUGAAGAAAUACAUGGACACUUUGGGCAAUGGAAAACUUAUGGAUCCUAAAACUGUUCAAUCUUAUCUUUAUCAGAUUACAACAGCUAUUCUAUUCUGUCACACUCGUCGAGUUCUACAUCGGGAUCUUAAGCCUCAAAAUUUACUCAUCGAUAGCAAAGGAGUCAUCAAGGUGGCUGAUUUCGGUCUAGGACGAGCUUUUGGUAUUCCAGUUAGAGUUUAUACUCACGAAGUCGUGACUCUGUGGUAUCGAGCUCCAGAAAUUCUUCUAGGAACUACUAGGUACACGUGUGCCAUUGAUGUUUGGAGCAUUGGAUGUAUAUUUGCAGAAAUGGCCACAAAGAAACCUCUCUUCCAAGGUGAUAGUGAGAUUGAUCAAUUAUUCAGGAUUUUCCGCGUUUUAAAAACGCCCACAGAAGAAAAUUGGCCGGGGGUUACUCAACUUUCUGACUACAAAGCAACGUUUCCUAACUGGACAACAAAUAACUUGGCUAGUCAAGUAAAGCAAUUAGAUGAAAAUGGUCUUGACCUUCUUCAAUCGAUGCUUAUCUAUAAUCCUGAACAUCGAAUUUCUGCACGUGCUGCAUUGAAACAUGCUUAUUUCGACGAUUUGGAUACGCGAAAAUUGCCAUGGGGAUAUUGAUAAUUCUGUGAAUGACAUAAUCACUCAAUAUUUAUUUAUUAUUUUUUUACAUUUAUUUAUUAAUAUAAUUUAGAGGUUAAACUUCACAAUUACCAACACAAUCCGCGUUAUAUUACAUUUCUUAUAUUUAUUAUCAUUAAAAAAAGACAUUAGAAAUAUUUUGUAAACUUAGAAAUUUUAUUGCAAUUAUAUUGGAACAAAAUUUUAUCUAUGACGCUACUUUUUAAAAUUGUAUUUUAAAUUUCUGUCCCAAUUCAAGAAAUAGUUUUAAAAUUAUUAUUCCGAGUAAAAUGAAUAUUUUAAAUGCUCAACUUUUACUCUCAAAUGAAUAGUAAUAAAAUUACUGAGAUAGAUCUCUUUGAUUAGAGGAAAAAUUUGAUAAAGCUCAAUUUUACUAUUUUUAAGAUUAAUCAUAAGCUUAUUGUUUAUAUUUCAGUUUUAUUGCUAAGUUACCAUUAUGCCUUUCUGAAGAAUAAUUAAAAUAUUUUUCUCAUUAACGUUUUAGAUACGUUAAUCAGAAAAAAAUGUUUAAUCAUUCACGAAUUUUUCCAAACGGAGUCAAUCUGCCAAUUGAUUUAUGAGUGUUGUUUAUUCUUAGUGAAAAUACACUUGUUACUACGUUAUCGCCAAAUUUUCUUAUAAAAUUUAAUUUGCGGGCAAUAAAAAACAGCUUUUGUAAAUAUUUAAACAAAACGUGUAGUAAAUAUGGUAAAUUAAUGUUUAAACUUUUAUAUAGUAAUAUGUCAUUUAUUCAUUCCAUUUUAAAAACUAUGA